Molecule: messenger RNA, 585 nt
Organism: Guillardia theta CCMP2712
Lineage: Eukaryota; Cryptophyceae; Pyrenomonadales; Geminigeraceae
Exons: 1
Coding region: 1-585 (194 amino acids)
Source: RefSeq, a predicted model, not a curated record
AUGAAUCAUGGGCAUCUUGAGGUUAACCCCAAGCUGGACGAGUUGAUGCACCGGUCUGACGGAGAGACCCUAGGACGGCACAUCGACGAGGCCUCCCAACUAGGUUCAGAUCUUCUCCGUAAGUCCCAAGCCCCACGCCAUGGGCAUUCGUAUCACCCCGAGGCAGUGGUGGUGAAGGCAGCUCAUGAAUACACUAAAAUGGUCCACCGCGACCUGGAUUAUCUUGCCACGGAGCUCCAAUCGGAGCACCACAAAACCAAAGAUUCGCUUCCUCUUCAUGAGCGCGAUCACAAGAGUGGUCAUGGCCAUCAGCAUGGCCAUCACAAUCAAGAACACCAGCCAACUGAGCAUCAUCAUCAUCAUCAUCAUCAUCAUCAUCAUUCAUCAAGUCAUGAUCAUGUUUCAGAUCGUGUUGGGAAGGUCGAUUCUCUCUGCUCUAGGAAAAUCCAUGUUUGGACAGGACACCAUCAGGGUGGACAGCAGGUGGCAACCAGUUCAGAAUCUGUCAAUUUUGGAGAAAAGCCCAUUGAGCUGGUGGACAAAUUCUACUACGACCGUGACGACAUGGUUGAAAGGCUGAUGUGA